AUGGAUUGGAUCAGAGGUCACACCAUAGGCCACGGGUCCUCCGCCACCGUGUCCACCGCCACCGCCCGAUUCUCCGGCGAGAUCCUCGCCGUUAAAUCCGCCGACCUCUCGCGGGCCGGGCCCUUACAGAGGGAGCACGAAAUCCUCUCCACUCUAAACCACCCUAACAUAAUCGGCUACGUCGGAUGCCACGUCAGCAUCGAGAAUCGCAGGCCCGUUUUCAACCUCGUGAUGGAGUACGCGCCCGGAGGCGCGCUGGCCGACGCCGUUCGCCGGGGCCCACUCGACGAGCCCACCAUCGGCCGAUACACGCGUGGCAUCGUAAACGGGCUCGAAUACCUGCACUCGAGAGGCAUAGUCCAUUGUGAUAUUAAAGGGAGCAACGUAUUAUUGAGCCGGGACGAGCCUAAAAUCGCCGACUUUGGCUGCGCCAAGUUGGCGCAUGAUGACGUGGCGGCGAUCGGCGGCACGCCGCUGUACAUGUCGCCGGAAGCCGCCAGGGGGGAGCGGCAGAGUUUUCCGGCCGACAUAUGGGCGCUCGGGUGCACGAUUGUGGAGAUGGCCACCGGGCGGCCGCCGUGGCCCAAUAACGCGUCGACACUUGGUAGGAUCGCGUUUUCCGGUGAGACGCCUGAGGUGCCGGAGUUCUUGUCCGACUUGGCUAGGGAUUUUUUGGGCAGGUGCUUGAGAGUUGACCCGGACGAGAGGUGGACGGCUGGACAGCUGGCAGAACAUCCUUUCGUGAGCGGGUUUCGGUUCGGGCAGGUUAAGGAGGUGAGGACGGGCAAGACGUGUUCGCCGACUAGUGUUCUCGAUAGGGGGAUUUGGGGUUCGGUUGAGGAAGGUCUUUCGGAUUUCGGGGAUUUUCCGAAUGGGGUUGUGCAGAGGAUUAGAGAGCUGUGUGUGGAUUCUGGGUGGGAGGAUUGGGAGGGAGAGGAGGGAUGGAUAACAGUUAGAGGCAGUAAAAAUGUGAAGAUUAGUAGAGUUAACUGUGGAGGUGAAUUUACAAUUUAG
This is a messenger RNA of Striga hermonthica, 1014 nucleotides long. The record is from the annotation of a GenBank genome assembly. Lineage: Eukaryota; Viridiplantae; Streptophyta; Magnoliopsida; Lamiales; Orobanchaceae.